Leucoraja erinaceus (little skate) is the source of this 945-nucleotide messenger RNA. RefSeq names its product ferritin, heavy polypeptide 1a (gene fth1a). Gene Ontology annotation, biological process: intracellular iron ion homeostasis; iron ion transport. Gene Ontology annotation, molecular function: ferric iron binding; ferrous iron binding. Gene Ontology annotation, cellular component: cytoplasm. The transcript is spliced from 4 exons. Lineage: Eukaryota; Metazoa; Chordata; Chondrichthyes; Rajiformes; Rajidae. The coding region runs from base 194 to 727 and encodes 177 amino acids. The record is from RefSeq and is a predicted model, not a curated record.
GCUCUCGAGAUCGGCAGAUAAGGUCAGUUUGUGGAGCGAAGGAGACGUCGAGGGAGCGAGUGUUCCUGCUUCAACAGUGAUUGAACGGAACCUUCAUUCCCAGCCGCUUUAUCCAUCCACCAUUAGCAUCUCCUCACACAUAACAUAUUCUGCAAUCGUUUAGUUUUGGUUUGCCUUGUCUUCGUUACUCGAGAUGAGCUCCCAGGUACGACAGAAUUAUCACCUCGACUGCGAGGCGGCCGUCAGCCGGCAGAUCAACCUGGAGCUGUACGCAUCAUAUGUCUACCUCUCCAUGUCCUACUACUUUGACCGUGAUGAUGUUGCUUUGAAGAACUUUGCCAGCUUUUUUCUGGAGCAGUCUCACGAAGAGCGUGAACAUGCUGAGAAACUGAUGAAAUUACAGAACCAGCGAGGAGGCCGCACCUUACUCCAGGAUAUUAAGAAACCAGAUCGUGACGAAUGGGGGAGCGGCUUGGAUGCAAUGAUUUGCUCUCUGGAGUUGGAGAAGAGUGUGAACCAGUCACUUUUGGAGUUACAUAAACUGGCUACAGAUAGGAAUGACCCACAUCUUUGUGACUUUUUGGAGACUCACUAUUUGGAUGAGCAAGUCAAGUCCAUCAAGCUACUAGGAGACCAUGUAACCAACCUGCGGAGACUGGGUGCUCCUGAAAAUGGCAUGGCUGAAUACUUGUUUGACAAGCACACCUUGGGAAAAGACAGCAGCUGAACACUGGAAUUCAGACCCCUGCCGCUUACAGCACAGUCUGUAAACUUCAGAGCAUGUUUAUCUUAUUUGUAGUAUGUUUAAUUUCACACUAUUUAAUUAUGUAAUUGAUUCUAUCACCAUAAACUUGAAUGAAUUCUUUUUAGCUGUAUCCUGCUGGAUUUAUUGAAGUGUACUUGUUUUAAGAAGUUCUUUGACCCGAAUAAAGCAACUCAAAAGUG